CAGUACGAUUCCUGUGAAUAUCUAUGCAGGACAGCACGGAGCAGGGCCCAAAGGCUCGCCCGAAAACCAGUGAAAGUGGUCUAAAUAAAAUAUAGAAAAAUAUUUAAAAAUUCUAACGACUAAGAAUAUUUUUAAGAUUUUUUAGUCUUGAAUUGACCAAGUGAAAAUAUUAAUAUAAGUAGAAAAAUUAUUAGGCGGCCUGAGAAAAACAAAAUCAGCUGCCUGGGCGCAGCGGCUUCAGCUGCUCCAGCACUGCGCCGAAUCGAAAAUCUGUUGGCAGCAGCGAGACUUGGAGACUUGUAAACACAUUUUUAGGCCAUGUGCUAAAAGCCAGCUACUCGCUCUGCCCCAGCAACUGCGUCAGAGAUUUUAGCCAAGAGGCAAGAGCCAAGAGCCAGCAGCAAAGGUAAACAAAAACCUGUGCGCGUGUGUUUGCAUCAAUAAAACACCGGCCGCCCGAGCAACGUCAAGGCCUUUUGUCCGCCGCGUGACGUCAUCAUGGCUCCUGGCUGCUGCACCACACGCCCAACCGCCCUCCUCGCCCACAUCUGGCGUCACUGCAAGCCGCUCUGCCUCCUCUUGGUCCUCCUGCUCCUCUGCGAAACAGUCCAGGCCAAUCCGGAUGCCAAGCGACUCUACGAUGAUCUCCUCAGCAACUACAACCGCCUCAUCCGCCCCGUUAGCAAUAACACCGAUACGGUGCUGGUCAAGUUGGGCCUACGGCUGUCCCAACUCAUCGAUUUGAAUCUCAAAGAUCAAAUUCUAACGACCAACGUCUGGCUGGAGCACGAGUGGCAGGAUCAUAAAUUCAAGUGGGAUCCCUCGGAGUACGGCGGCGUCACCGAGCUUUAUGUGCCCUCCGAGCACAUCUGGCUGCCCGACAUUGUGCUCUACAACAAUGCCGAUGGCGAGUAUGUGGUCACCACUAUGACAAAAGCCAUCCUCCACUACACCGGCAAAGUGGUGUGGACUCCGCCGGCCAUUUUCAAAUCGAGCUGCGAGAUUGAUGUGCGCUACUUUCCCUUCGAUCAGCAGACCUGCUUCAUGAAGUUCGGUUCCUGGACCUACGAUGGUGAUCAGAUCGAUUUGAAGCACAUCAGCCAGAAGAACGACAAGGACAACAAGGUGGAGAUUGGCAUCGAUUUGCGCGAAUACUAUCCCAGUGUGGAGUGGGAUAUCCUCGGUGUUCCGGCUGAGCGGCACGAGAAGUACUAUCCCUGCUGUGCGGAACCGUAUCCGGAUAUCUUCUUUAAUAUCACGCUGAGGAGGAAGACUCUCUUCUACACGGUCAACCUGAUCAUUCCAUGCGUGGGAAUCUCAUAUCUUUCGGUGCUGGUCUUUUACCUGCCCGCCGAUUCCGGGGAGAAGAUUGCCCUGUGCAUCAGUAUCCUGCUGUCGCAAACCAUGUUCUUCCUGCUCAUAUCAGAGAUUAUACCCUCGACUUCGCUGGCACUGCCACUUCUGGGAAAAUACCUACUGUUCACCAUGUUGCUGGUGGGGCUGAGUGUCGUCAUCACGAUUAUUAUACUCAAUAUACACUACCGGAAGCCGAGUACCCACAAGAUGCGACCCUGGAUAAGGUCGUUCUUCAUCAAGCGACUACCCAAACUCCUGCUGAUGCGGGUGCCCAAGGACCUGCUGCGGGACCUGGCGGCCAACAAGAUCAACUACGGCCUCAAGUUCAGCAAGACCAAGUUCGGGCAGGCACUGAUGGACGAGAUGCAAAUGAACUCCGGCGGCUCCAGUCCGGACUCCCUGCGGCGGAUGCAAGGUCGAGUGGGGGCAGGUGGGUGCAAUGGCAUGCACGUGACCACGGCCACAAACAGAUUCAGCGGCCUGGUGGGGGCUUUGGGCGGCGGAUUGAGCACCCUGAGCGGCUACAACGGACUGCCAUCCGUGCUGUCCGGACUGGACGACUCUUUGAGCGAUGUGGCCGCACGCAAGAAGUAUCCUUUCGAGCUGGAAAAGGCCAUACACAACGUCAUGUUCAUACAGCACCACAUGCAGCGGCAGGACGAGUUCAAUGCGGAAGAUCAAGAUUGGGGCUUCGUGGCCAUGGUCAUGGAUCGCCUGUUCCUGUGGCUCUUCAUGAUCGCUUCCCUGGUGGGAACCUUUGUGAUCUGCGAGGCACCGUCGCUAUAUGACGACACCAAGGCCAUUGAUGUUCAGCUAUCCGAUGUUGCCAAGCAAAUCUACAAUCUAACCGAGAAGAAGAAUUAAAUUCAAGGGGAAAAAAAAAACCUUAAGCUUAAGACAAUUUCCUAGUUUAAUGCAGUGUUUCAGCAAAAUUGAUGCGAAUGGAAAUUAAAAUUAAAAUACGGUAUAAUAAAAACGUUGGCCCGAAAGCAGCCAAGCAAAAUGCUGAAA
Drosophila suzukii is the source of this 2367-nucleotide messenger RNA. It is a transcript of the gene nAChRalpha2, whose product is annotated as nicotinic acetylcholine receptor alpha2. NCBI's taxonomy places the organism in Eukaryota, Metazoa, Arthropoda, Insecta, Diptera, Drosophilidae. The record is from RefSeq and is a predicted model, not a curated record. Gene Ontology annotation, cellular component: synapse; neuron projection; plasma membrane. Gene Ontology annotation, molecular function: acetylcholine-gated monoatomic cation-selective channel activity; transmembrane signaling receptor activity. Gene Ontology annotation, biological process: chemical synaptic transmission; regulation of membrane potential; nervous system process.